CGGUCGAACUUUUUCAUGCUUCACUGCUUCGACCCGUCCACUCUUCGGGCCCAGCCGAUCUUGAAUCAGAUACCUCGCCCUUCGUCCAAUCCUUUUCCCUCCUGAUGGCAUCCACCGCGCUCAUCCUGACUCAUUUCGACUCUGGAAUUUACUUUCCUUCCCUUCUCGCCCCUCUCGCGCUUCUUUCCCAUCCUUUUUCGCAGCUGCGUUACCCGCGCUGCCAUCGCCGCCAGCAGCCACCAUCGAUCCACAGUUCGGUUGGCGUCUUCCUCCACCCAGUCCACCUCGUUUCAUCCUCUGAUUGCAGCCUCGCUGAAGCAGACCCUGUUCUUUCUCCACGGCUAGAAGAUUCUGACAAAUCCACCAGAAAUUUUUCCCUGUGAAAGGUGGCCCACACGGAGUUAAUCAGCGCAGACUCGCGGCUUUUAACCAUGAUGCAACGACCUCCAUCGGCAGCCCCUCCUGGCUCUUCCC
This is a messenger RNA of Aspergillus japonicus CBS 114.51, 474 nucleotides long. RefSeq lists its product as uncharacterized. Lineage: Eukaryota; Fungi; Ascomycota; Eurotiomycetes; Eurotiales; Aspergillaceae. Bases 105 to 383 code for a protein of 92 amino acids. The transcript has a single exon. The record is from RefSeq and is a predicted model, not a curated record.